AUGGCAACUGUGACGGCUCCCCUAGAAUCGCUACGGCCGUUGGCUGUGCCGUCGCCCAUGACGAGUAUCGCAGAAGUCAAGCCAGUUACGAUUAGCGCACAGGCUCCAAGCACUAUUGAUGAAUUGAUCAAGCUUUGUGCAAGCCAGCCAGAAGCUGACGAGCCUAUUAUCGCUUAUCCAAAUAAUGACAUCGAUUACGUCUACUACACUCCGCGACAGCUUAAUGAACUAGUUGAGCAAGUCGCCAUCCAUUACUCGGCAUUCAUACCGCAACGAAUAAAAUCUUCUGAUCAAGUGCAAGUUGUUGGCUUACUUGGCCCCUCGGACUUGGACUACCUCAUCACUCUCCUGGCAGUGACUCGAUUGGGACAUACGGUGCUGUUCCUCUCCACGAGGAUAUCGGAAGAUGCUGUUGUCAGCUUAGUUCAGGCAACCAAAGCCACCACAUUAUUAUUCAAUGAGAGUUAUGAGACACUCGCAGCUGGUGUUCAGGAGCGUACCGGCGCAUCCACAGGGCUUAUACACUCUCCGACACACGAUAAGUCAAGAAUAUCAGCUGAAAACCAAAGACUUCCACAACAUCAUCUAGACGGCGCAACAGAAAACAAACACGUCUGCUGGAUCAUUCAUUCCAGCGGUUCCACCGGACACCCGAAACCCAUAUUUCAAACACACUCUGGAGCGCUCCGGAAUUACGCCAACAAUUUCGGUCUUCGCGGCUAUAUCACGCUGCCUCUCUACCACGCUCAUGGCAUCAGCUGCGUUUUCCGAGCAAUACAUUCACGCAAGAUUAUCUAUAUGUACUGUGCCAAAGUGCCCCUGACUGCUCACUAUUUGCUCGCAACUUUACAAGCGCAUCCCGAGAUCCGGGUUCUCUAUGCUGUGCCAUAUGCUCUGAAGCUGCUAUCAGAAAGUCAUGAUGGCUUAGCCACCCUCAAGAGCCUUGACCUCGUCAUGUUCGGUGGAUCUGCCUGCCCCAAGCCUAUCGGUGACAAAUUGACGCAAAAUGGAGUCUUACUCGUAUCCCACUACGGAACUACCGAAACUGGCCAACUGAUGACCUCCUUCCGUGACCGCUGUGAUACCGCCUGGGAUUACUUGCGUGCUGGACCCGAACUUCGCCCUUACCUCCGUAUGGAGGAGAGAAGUCCCGGGAUAUAUGAGCUGUGCGUUCUUCCCGGAUGGCCAUCGAAAGUUGCCAGUAACCGAGACGAUGAUUCGUAUGCAACAAAGGAUCUCUUCGAACCACAUCCUACUAUCCCCAAUGCCUGGCGGUAUUAUGCUCGUUUGGAUGAUACGUUGGUUCUUGAAAAUGGUGAAAAGGUCAACCCUUUGCUUAUUGAGGAUGUUGCUCGUGACAACCCCAAUGUGGCCGAUGUGGUCGCCUUUGGAGCCAACAAAUCCUAUGUCGGUGUAUUCUUGGUUCCUGCCAAAAUUUCCACUGUGAAAAGUGACAAAGAGCUGGUCGACUUGAUUUGGCCAGCUAUCGAAGCUUGUAAUAAGAAAAUGCCAGCAUACGCCCGCGUGAUGAAAGAUAUGAUCAAAGUCUUGCCAUCGACUGCACAGUAUCGGACAACUGACAAGGGAACCGUGAUUCGAUCUGCAUUCUAUCGUGAUUUUGCCGGUCAAAUUGAGGAUGCCUACCGUGAUGACAGUAUCAAUGAAGCCCUCCCUGCUAUAGAAGGACCGGAACUCCUGGCUCAUCUACGCCAAUUAUUGGCAGAAGUCAUAGUGAGCAAUGGCGCCAGCGCUGAUGUGAAAGAUGAUACAGACCUUUUCAGCUUGGGUAUUGACAGCUUGCAAUCUCUCAGAUUGCGAAUGUCAAUCAUGAAAUCUAUCAACCUGGCUGGUGCUUCGCCUCCUCAAAACUUCGUUUUCGAGAAUCCGUCAUUGCAUGCCAUGGCAUCUGCAUUGACUCGGCUGCGUCUUGGACAAGGGGCUGGAGUGCAACCGGAUAUUGAGACUCGUAUGACUGCAUUGAUCGAAAAGUAUGGUACAUUUGAUCAAUCAUCUAUCAUCUCCAAGAAGGGGGACAGUAGUAUUAUCGUCGAAACGAGUAAAGCUGUUCUUUUGACCGGAGCCACAGGAUCUCUCGGCGCACACAUUGUGUCCCAAUUAGCAUCAUCCACGGAAUGCAAAGCCGUGUACUGUCUGGUACGAGCAAAAUCUAAGGAAGCAGCAGCUAAACGUGUAAGACAGUCGCUACAAGCUCGCAACUUAUAUCACAAAAUCUCCGCUAGUAUACAGAGGAAGAUAGUUGCUUUACCCGCCGAUACAACUGACCCUCAACUUGGAUUGAGCGAGGAGACAUAUACGUUUCUGAAAUCCCAGAUCACCCAUGUCAUACAUUGCGCGUGGUCAGUGAACUUCAAUAUGACUCUCGAGAGUUUUACGGACUGCAUUGCCGGAACACGCCAUCUUCUCGACUUUUGUCUACAGGCAGAACGACCAGAUGGCGCAGCUUUUGCAUUCUGCUCCUCAGUGAGCACAACGGCAAGGACACCAGGCAACUCAGUGCCUGAGGCGCUCCCUCAAUCGUUGAGUUAUGCGCAGAACAUGGGCUACGCGCAAUCUAAGCUCGUCACGGAGUAUGUAGUGCGUCGUGCUGCUCAGAAGACUGGUUUGACAGCACGUGUUCUUCGCAUUGGUCAGAUCAUUGCUGAUACCAGAUACGGUAUCUGGAAUGCAUCCGAAGCUAUCCCAAUGAUCUUUCAAACCGCAGAGACCAUACAUGCACUGCCCAAGUUGAAUGAAUUGGUCUCUUGGACGCCAGUUGAUACCAUCGCUUCUAGCGUAAUUGACCUGACCGUGGCCCCGUCCGAUAGUGCAGUUGAGGUCGUGAAUGUCACAAAUCCAACUCUUAUCCACUGGACGAAGGAUUUGCUACCCUUGCUUCACGAAUCCGGUCUCACAUUUGACGAAUUGCCUGCUCGCGAAUGGAUUGGCAAACUUCGGCAUUCGGAACAAGAUCCCGUGGCUAACCCGCCUAUAAAACUGCUCGAGUUCUUUGCUUCCAAAUACGACAACGACAACGCACCAACUGGCAAGCGUGUAUUUGAGACGGGUAUUGCUCAAGCUCAUGCGUCAAGUCUCCGUCAAGCAGGCGCUCUUAACAAGACUCUUGUUGAGCGUUUUGUUAAUUACUUCCGCACUUCUUGCUGGUUGACUCCUCUUGCAGUUACAGAGAAGCAAGAGCGUCGCUCGAUCAUUUUCCUGACCGGGCCAUGUGGCUCUGGUAAGAGCACCGUUGGUGUAAGCCUAGCCGAAAAGUUAGGACUACCACUCAUCGAGGGCGAUGACAUUCACACCCGAACUGCUCGACAAAAGAUGCAUAACCUUCAGCCUCUUGAUGACGCUGAUCGAUUCAUAUGGCUCGCUCAUAUCCGUGGUGCAGUAGCAGACAGAAUCGCGUCAUCUAGUGCUCCGGGAGCUAUUGUGACAUGCUCUGCACUUCGAUCUACAUACCGUGAUGAAUUGCGCAAGCUGUCGGAGCUCUUUAAAGAGGAUGUCGAAGUAAUUGUCCGGUUCAUCUUCCUAGAUACGGGUGACGACUCAGAUUCUCUAGAGCAACGCCUACACAUGCGUCAGGGUCAUUAUAUGAAACCCGAUAUGGUAAAGUCGCAGAUUGAAAUUUUGGAGCGGCCCACAGAGUCAGAGACCGAUAUUAUCCCUGUUAAUGCUAAGCAGAGCAAGGAGGCCGUUUUGAGAGAGGCUGAGGAAAUUGUUAGAGAGAUUCUAGAAUAG
This is a messenger RNA of Talaromyces amestolkiae, 3744 nucleotides long. RefSeq lists its product as uncharacterized. Lineage: Eukaryota; Fungi; Ascomycota; Eurotiomycetes; Eurotiales; Trichocomaceae. The record is from RefSeq and is a predicted model, not a curated record. The coding region runs from base 1 to 3744 and encodes 1247 amino acids. The transcript is spliced from 2 exons. Gene Ontology annotation, molecular function: phosphopantetheine binding; kinase activity. Gene Ontology annotation, biological process: carbohydrate metabolic process.